AUACAAAAUAUAAGUCAGUAAAUGACAUAAAAAAUGAAAAAAAGGCAGAUGGAACUGCUUUUUUUACUCCUGAAGAGUUAACUUAUUUUGAUGACCCUUUAAUUGAAAAUAAAUUAAAUAAUGCUAUAAGUGUUGCUGAAGUGGUGGAAGAAGUUCAAAAGGGCGAGACUGCAACUAAAAAAGAACAGGUGUUAUAUACUAAGUUGAACUCAGAGAAAACUAAUAAAACUUUAGCUUUUCGAGUAGUAAAUCGCCGUCCAAACUGCAGAGUGGAUGAGGUUAUAUUUAAAAUGUCCCUUUAUUUGGGGAAUGCUGACAAGACUAAAGAGGAAAGGGAAACUAGA
Funneliformis geosporum is the source of this 344-nucleotide messenger RNA. The record is from the annotation of a GenBank genome assembly. NCBI's taxonomy places the organism in Eukaryota, Fungi, Glomeromycota, Glomeromycetes, Glomerales, Glomeraceae.